AUAUAGUGAAUGCAGGGUCCGGGGGGAGCAGAUAUAGUGAAUGCAGGGUCCGGGGAGAGCGGAUAUAGUGAAUGCGGGGUCCGGGGAGAGCGGAUAUAGUGAAUGCAGGGACUGGGGGGGAUCAGAUAUAGUGAAUGCGGGGUCCAAGGAGAGCGGAUAUAGUGAAUGCGGGGUCCGGGGAGAGCGGAUAUAGUGAAUGCGGGGUCCGGGGAGAGCGGAUAUAGUGAAUGCGGGGUCCGGGGAGACCAGAUAUAGUGAAUGCGGGGUCCGGGGAGACCAGAUAUAGUGAAUGCGGGGUCCGGGAGGACC
Messenger RNA from Staurois parvus, 309 nucleotides. The record is from the annotation of a GenBank genome assembly. Lineage: Eukaryota; Metazoa; Chordata; Amphibia; Anura; Ranidae.